Molecule: messenger RNA, 3642 nt
Organism: Coprinopsis cinerea okayama7#130
Lineage: Eukaryota; Fungi; Basidiomycota; Agaricomycetes; Agaricales; Psathyrellaceae
Exons: 2
Coding region: 1-3642 (1213 amino acids)
Biological process (GO): telomere maintenance; DNA repair
Molecular function (GO): DNA helicase activity
Source: RefSeq, a predicted model, not a curated record
AUGGCGCUGGCGCGGGGGUUUUGGAUUGGUGCCGUCCCACCAGAACUGGCUUGCCUUCGUUAUGCAGAGCGCCUCUUGGUCGCAAGAGUGCGACACUCUGUGUGCUGGGCGAAAAUAUCUACCGGGAUGCGCAAAAUGAAAACAAACGUGAUAUGCUUCGAGGUGCCUGUACCGAGGGUGUACGACAUGCUGCCCCCUCCCAGAGACGACAUUCAGGAAGUGCUGGCCAUUUUCUUUACGGGCCCCAAACCUCCUACUGAAGAAGAUAUGAAAAGGACGCCGUUUCUCGUCAGACGCAACGAGGUCCGUAGGGCUCUGGAGUGGCUUAUUCUCAAUCACUGCGAUUAUGCGGACGUAAGCAUAUCGACGCAGAACCUCGCUUCGUAUCCCGAAGACGCUCCUCCCGUGGCGGUAGAAUAUGUUCAUUCGACCACAAAUAAAUCUCCCGAGAAUUCGAGCGUGUUCGACAAAGAUCAAGAGGAUGGUACUAGUGAAGGGGACUGCUUGUUUACCGUUCACGGCAUAACAGGUGACAAGCUGGAGAAUAUGUCUGUAAAAACCCUCAAAGCACGGGCAUUCAGGCAUCUCAAUAAUCGGGGGAAAUUCCUUGUGGUAGGUCACGAAUCAGAGCCCCUUAGUUUAUGGAACAGCCCCAACAUCUAUCCACAAAUGUUCCCGUGGUUGUUUCCCUACGGUCUUGGCGGCGUCGGGUCUGUUCCUGGGACGUCGCAGAAGGCUCAUAAACGGCAUUUACUCUUUUAUCACGACAAGCGGUUCCAGUUAGACCCGACCUUCUGCUUUGUCGCGUUCAGUCACGAACAAAUGUCCUUGGCCCAAAAUCAGGGCCACCUUAUCGUGGAUCGCUCCCAGUUCAACGAUGUAUCUUCUCGUUUGUUGUCCGUCGAUCCGAAUGUUCUUCAGAACCUAAUCAAUCGAAUGGCCAAUGGCGAAACUGUGCGAGCAGAGACUGAAAUGGAGAAGCAAUGUUGGAGGGUUUUUCACGAUCUUGAUCAUAUCAUGGGGAAGGUGAAUGGCUCGAUCACGAAUAAAAAGUACAUGCGGAAUGAGGUAUGGUCACUUGUGGCGCUACGUGGAAGCCCUUCCUGGUACAUAACGCUUUCCCCUGCGGAUAUUCAACACCCCCUGUGCUUGUACUUCGCCGGCACGAGUGAGAAAUUCUAUCCCGAUAUACUUCCGUAUGACCGCCGACUGCGUUUGAUUUGUCGAAAUCCCGUCGCAGCGGCUAGAUUCUUUCAUUUCCUCGUCGAUUUAUUUAUAACGGAGGUCCUUGGUGUGAAGGCUCGGCGUGAGCCGGGAGCCUACGGACCCACAAGCGCUUAUUACGGCACCGUCGAGCAGCAGGGAAGACUCACUCUUCAUCUCCAUAUGCUUAUAUGGAUUUCAGGCAGCGUCAGUCCCCAAGUGAUCCGCGACAGGAUCCUUAAUGACUUGAACUGGCAGGGCAAAAUAGUAGAAUGGUUAGAAGCAGCUCACGUAGGCGAAUUCCUCACCGGUUCUCUUCAAGAUGUCAAACGGAACGUCGAUGAAAAGUCGGAGUCCGAUCUUUAUGUCGAUCCUACUAUGGUUCUUCCUGUUUCUCCUCCUUUAAGGGGAUGCUCAGUCGAGCAUGCUGAUGGAUGCUCCUCCUGUAGCCGAACUAGGUCUUGGUGGGAAUACUUCCGCGAAACGGUCGAUGACCUCUUCCUGAAAUCCAACACCUAUGUCAACUGCCGGGAUAACAAGUUUAAGCGAUGUCGAGCGCGGUUCCCUCGAGAACUCCACGAGACUACUAGAGUCGACCCUGCGACCGGCGCUCUUGCACUCAAGAAAGGAGAGGCGUGGAUCAACACCAUGACACCUUUACUUACUUAUAUCAUGGGAUGUAACACGGAUGUUACAAGUCUGCUCUCCGGAACAGCCGUCAAAGCGGUCAUCGUCUAUGUAACGGAUUAUAUUACUAAGCCGGGGUUGAAAACGCACGUGGUGUUCGACGCGAUACGGACUGUCAUUACAAGAGAUACCAACAUAAUGUGGGGUGACAUCAAAGCGAAGGAUAUCGCGAGGCGCCUCAUGACUAAGAUCGUGAAUUUAGUAUCCGCUAAGAUGGAACUCGGUGCGCCUAUGAUUGCUUUGUACCUUAUGGGUAACCCGGAUCACUAUACCGACCACACUUUUGUUCCGUUGUACUGGACUAGUUAUGUUAACCAAGUUAAGAGCGCUUUCCCGGACGAACAAGAUCGGAUGGUUGGACACGACAAAGUAGCAGUUAUCAAGCAACAAGGAAGGUAUGUUCAGCUUUCUUGCACGUUUGACUAUGUCUACCGUCCUUCCGUUGUGGAGUCCUUGCCCGUUUAUGACUUUGUACGUUGCUGCAAGCGCGUGCAGGUGUCCUCGGUUCACCGCGAUAAGCGUACCCUACCUCGGGGAACCUUCGCUUUCGGACCUGAUCACCCCUUGGCCGAUUCCCAUGGAUUAAGAGUUAAUACUAAGGCUAUGGAAUAUGUCGUCCCUAACUUAUUGGGUGGCACGCUCCCGAGGCCAGGAGUAGGGAGCGAGAACGAAUACGGCGUUGCGAUGCUAGCUCUGUUCGUUCCGUGGAGAUCGGGUACCGACCUGCGAGCUCCUGGGGAAGACUGGUCGGCCGCUUGGAAUCGGACCGCUGUAAGCCCCCGAUAUGAAACAAUAAUGAAGAACAUCAAUUUGAAAUACGAGUGUCUAGACGCGAGAGAUGAUUUCAGAGCGCAACUCAAAGCAGGUGCAGGCAUUUCUUUGCCCAACAGUAGCUGGUUCGAUCCCGAUCACGAGUUUGACGCUCCGUCUGAUGAUCAAGAAGCCUCGCCGAUCGGGUCCAAUCACAUUGUCGACGGCGCUUAUCGUGACGGCAUAGACGCUGGCGAUGAGUUGGGCAAAUGCUAUGGGGAUCGCUUGGCAACGAUGAAACGUAUGGCGUCAAUAUUGGAGAACUCGGGUUGGACAUUACCUGCGCGUAUUAAGCAGAACGUGUCUUUGGGUAACGACGCCUCCGUUCCCUUUUUACUCGCUUCGGACUGGAGAGCGCAAGUAUUGCGAAAGCGACAGGAAGUCCUCGACUCGCGCUCCAAGGCGAUUCCUCCGUCCGUUAAGGACACACCCGACGGACGCAGACGAUUACCGACUAACGCGGUUUUUGUGGCUGGAAAAAAGUACCUGACCAAAGAUCCUUUGUAUAAUCCUGUGAUCCAACGCAAAAUUGAUGAUGUCGUGGCGAGUUUCGGGUUGAAUUACGAACAAGAGAAAGUGUUUCGUAUCGUCGCCAAUCACGCGUCAGACGAUUACUCUGAAAGAUUGAACAUGUAUAUUGGGGGUAUGGGUGGCACUGGUAAGUCCCAGGUACUAAAGGCACUGAUGGAGUUCUUCAAGAGCCGCGGAGAGUCAUAUAGACUGAUCGUGGUCGCGCCUACUGGUUCUGCGGCCGCGUUGCUCGGUGGGAUGACCUAUCAUUCGGCCUUUGGCAUCAAUGACCGAUCGGGGCCCGGUAUGGCUGCAGUUAAAUCCAAAUUGCUGGGAGUAGAUUACGUGUUUUUUGACGAGAUAUCCAUGGUGUCCGCUUACGAGCUGUAUCGCAUCAGUGCCAGGCUUUGCCGGAAUACUGAACACCCCUGA